Messenger RNA from Castor canadensis (American beaver), 1029 nucleotides. The record is from RefSeq and is a predicted model, not a curated record. NCBI's taxonomy places the organism in Eukaryota, Metazoa, Chordata, Mammalia, Rodentia, Castoridae.
AUGUCCAGGCUUCCAAUUUCCAAGCCUGAUGUGAUCUCUCAGUUGGAGCAUGGGGAGGAGCUGGAGAGAGAAGUCUCAGAAGCAGCCAGUCCAGGCUGGGAGACAAUACCAGAAAGCAAGGAGCUAACUCCAGAAAAGGACUUUUCCAAGGAGGAAUCAACCUCUGGCGUGUUAAUAGAAAGAAUUCAUACAGGAGAAAAACCCUACAAGUGUAAUGAUUGUGGUAAAGCCUUUAGCCAGAGCAUACACCUUACUCUGCAUCAGAGAAUUCAUACUGGAGAGAAACCCUACAAGUGUCAUGAAUGUGGGAAGGCCUUCAGCCACCGCUCAGCCCUUAUUCGGCAUCACAUAAUUCAUACUGGAGAGAAGCCUUAUGAAUGCAACGAAUGUGGGAAGGCCUUUAAUCAAAGUUCAUACCUCACUCAACAUCAGCGAAUUCACACUGGAGAGAAACCUUAUGAGUGUAAUGAAUGUGGGAAGGCUUUCAGCCAAAGUACAUUCCUCACUCAACAUCAGGUCAUUCACACUGGAGAGAAACCUUACAAGUGUAACGAGUGUGGCAAAGCCUUUAGCGACCGUUCAGGCCUUAUUCAGCACCAGAGAACUCAUACUGGGGAGAGGCCUUAUGAGUGUAAUGAGUGUGGGAAAGCCUUUGGCUACUGUUCAGCCCUGACUCAGCACCAGAGAACUCAUACUGGAGAGAAACCCUAUAAGUGCAGUGAUUGUGCCAAAGCCUUCAGUGACCGCUCAGCCCUUAUUCGUCAUCAGAGAACACACACUGGAGAGAAACCUUAUAAAUGUAAGGACUGUGGGAAAGCUUUCAGCCAGAGCUCAUCCCUUACAAAGCAUCAGAAGACUCACACUGGAGAAAAACCCUACAAGUGUAAGGAAUGUGGAAAAGCCUUCAGCCAGAGUUCAUCUCUUUCUCAGCAUCAGAAAACUCAUGCUGGAGGGAAAAUCAAGGAAUAUGGACAAGCCUGUAGUGAGUAUUCAGCCUUUGGCCAACAAAAGAGAAUCCACACUGGAUAA